GAGCAGAAGCAUCAGAAGCAGCAGCAGCAACAUCAUCAGGAGCAACGACGCUGGACGUUGGGACGCCUGGCGUCUCUCUCUCUCUCUCUCUCUCUCUCUCUCUCUCUCUCUCUCUCUCUUUUCUCUCUCUGUUUUUUCUCCCUCUAUCUAUCCAUCUACCAAUCUAUCUAUCUCUCUCAGUCGUUCGUUCGCCCGCUCGGUCGCUCAUAUUGUUAGACGAGUACAGACGACCGUUUUAACGCUCAGUGAUCUACGUGAUGCCGCCGUGAUCGUUCGGUGAUCCGAUCCGUUCGCGCAUUUCUUUCCGCGUAGACGUGCGCGAGAAUCACGUGCGUCAUCUAGAAGGACGGUCGGAAGGGAUCCAAAAAAAAAAAAACGGAAAGAGGGAAGGUGUGACUUUUCUCGAAACGACGACGACAACAAUUACAGCUAGCAAUAACACGACAAUAAAAGGGAUCGCUCAACGGCUCGUUUACAGAGAAGUGCGAUAUAAAUGCUCUAACGAAGCCCGACGUCGCGGGAUUUUCGGCUUGUAUGCCCGAAAAAGUCCGAUAUGAGUACAGAAGGAAGAACGUUCUCAGGGAGAUGACACCACGACGUCACGUAUUCGCGGGUAUUCGUCGAGCAAUUUUAGCUGCCGCGAUCGUGGGCUUGAUCAUCUUAGCCCUCUCCAAUCAAGAUGGUACCAACAACGUGCAACAGGGAUCGCUUUUGGACGACGAUGCCAACCUAACGCCAGAGGAGAAAAUGAUCGAACAAGCGACGGCUGCGGAAACGGAGGCUCGUUUGAACGAACGAAGAAAAUUUUUGGCGGAAAAGUGUGCCGAGGAAGGACUCGAUCGUCCUGGAAACGAUUCCCUUCACAAGCCCAAUGCCUGGGAGUUCCUUGUAAAUAGAGAAUAUCAUCUGAUAUGGUGCAACGUAUUCAAAGCAGCAUCCACUUCGUGGAUGUAUAAUUUUAAUCUACUUGCAGGAUACAGUCCUCAAUUUUUGAAAGCCUCUAAAGCUGUGCCUGUUUCUCUGGCACGGCAAAAAUAUCCUAGACACACGGCCGAAGAAUUAGCAAAAUUUUUAAACGAUAGUAUCAGCUUUCUAAUCGUGAGACAUCCCUUCGAGAGAUUAUUGAGUGCCUAUAGAGACAAACUGGAGCAUAGUUUACCCCAUACGUUUCACAGUAAUCUCGGUGCCCAUAUAGUUUGGCAUUAUAGAUUGAAGGUAUUUUUUACUUUAAUCACUUUAACAAACAAUCCUGGGACUUUUUCUCUAUCGUUUGACACGAUUUUCUUAAUUAUUUUACAGAAUACGAAAACGAAUGGAAAACAUGGACCGAGAUAUCCAUUCUUCGAAGAAUUUGUAAGAUGGCUUUUGUGUCAGUGGAAAGCUGGAAACGAGUUAGAUAUGCACUGGACACCGAUAGUCAACUUUUGCACGCCCUGCCAAGUGCGAUUCGAUAUAAUCGCUAAAUUCGAAACACUUCGAGAAGAUCAGGACUUCCUUAUAAAGCAGGCACACGUUGGACAUAUCAUUAAACCGGAAUGGAAAAAUCCAACGAGAGGUGUUCAAACGAAAGACGUCGUUAAAAAUUAUUUCGCUCAAUUGUCCAAGACACAGAUCAAUGAUCUCUAUGAGAUGUUUAGGUAUGAUUUUAUACUCUUCGAUUACUCUCCCGAGGAAUAUAUUCCACUUGGAAAAGACAACCCGAUUACGUUGAUAUGCAAAAAUUGAAGUCGAAAUACUUAAACUAUAUGACGCGUCGAACGUAUUACUUAUGAGAAUGUAGCAUUCCUUUUUUUAUAUAAAUGUAAAUUGUUACUUGAAAAACAACGAAACAUUAGAUUAUGCUUUCAUAAAGUUGAAAACUGCUAUAUUAUCUGUAUAUAAUAGUCAUGAGAUUGAGAGUAACUUAUUACAUAGAAAUAAAAAGAAACAUAAUUUUAAA
Molecule: messenger RNA, 1939 nt
Organism: Vespa mandarinia (Asian giant hornet)
Lineage: Eukaryota; Metazoa; Arthropoda; Insecta; Hymenoptera; Vespidae
Product: carbohydrate sulfotransferase 11
Biological process (GO): carbohydrate biosynthetic process
Cellular component (GO): membrane
Molecular function (GO): sulfotransferase activity
Source: RefSeq, a predicted model, not a curated record